Molecule: messenger RNA, 396 nt
Organism: Ustilaginoidea virens
Lineage: Eukaryota; Fungi; Ascomycota; Sordariomycetes; Hypocreales; Clavicipitaceae
Exons: 3
Coding region: 1-396 (131 amino acids)
Biological process (GO): proton motive force-driven ATP synthesis
Source: RefSeq, a predicted model, not a curated record
AUGCUCAGCCAACUGUCCAGGGCCACGCGCGCCACAUCGGCAUUCGGCGCCGUUGCUCGAGCCGCCAGAGGCAAUGCCGUCCACGUCCGCGGCUUCAUUGCCCCGACCGUCUCCCGCAGAGCCGACUUUGUCCAAGAGCUGUACUUGAAAGAGCUCAAGGCCUACAAAACCCCGGCUGUCAAGGAGUCCGACGCGGAAGGCCACGUGCAAACCUUUGCCAUUCCCAAGACGCCCGCUUCGCCCGAGGAAUCCGACCUCGCCAGCAACCUGAAGGAGUACGAAAGCAUGGCCGUCGAGAUUGAGGGCCAGGAGGCCAGCCAGUCCAGCCAGCAGGGCGGCGCGGCUGCCCUCCCCGACUGGCUCGAGGCCGAGGAAGACGACGAGACUGGCCACUAG